This is a messenger RNA of Paramecium tetraurelia, 594 nucleotides long. RefSeq lists its product as uncharacterized. The record is from RefSeq and is a predicted model, not a curated record. NCBI's taxonomy places the organism in Eukaryota, Ciliophora, Oligohymenophorea, Peniculida, Parameciidae. The transcript has a single exon.
AUGAAUUUUAGUGAUAAACUAAAACAACCAGAUCCUUAAACGUGGGAGUUGCUUUAAUUAUACUAUAAAUUGUUUAAUUAUUUAGAGUAAUGUCCUGACUCACCUAAAAGAAAUCAAGAAAGAACAAAUUAGGAAAAUUAAAGUAAUUUAUAAAAUACACCUUCUAUGUUAUUUCUCUCACCCUCUGAAGAUUAACUUUCUAAUCCUACACAAAAAUAGAAACAUCAAUGGAGUAAAAAAGUGGAAGGUAAAGGAACUAAAAAAGGUAAUGUUAUUAUUGAAGAUUCAAAUCAAGGAACCCGUGUCUAUGUAUGUGGUAUGUGCGGAGAAGAAUUUGAAAAAUCUUAAUAAUUAGGUAAACAUUAUUAAGAUAUGAAUAAACUUCUAAAAAUUAAAGAUUAAAAUAUUUCAAACAUUCAUAAAAUCAAACAUGAUAAAAUGUGUCUAACUGAAGAGUUUGAUAUUUAAAACUCUUGUUACAGCUAAGAUGAAGGAACUAUUCAAAGGGAUAUUUAAAACUUUUGUAACAGCUAAGAUGAAGGAAUUUAUCAAAGGGAAGACCAAUCUAUGUUCCUUAACCUUCAAGAUUAAUGA